GCAAUUUUCUCCAGUUUUCUUCGGAUUUAAUUAUUUCUUUUCUGACAUUUAUCCCGUGAUGUAACCUAACCUUAAAUGUCAGAAAGUGGAGCUUAUAAAUAACUUUGCGGAGAAGGAAAACAGUGGGUCCUCUAUUUAUACUGGAGUCGAGCAAUGCAAGGAAUGGUCGUUCUUUCUAAAUAUAACUCCUGAGGAAGCUAUGAGCCAAGAUUUCUCUUGGCUUCAGUCGCGGUGGAUCCCCAUAAUCGGUUGGUUCAAGUCGAUCCAAUUGGAAUUACGGACCUAUUUAAACGAAGUCCUGGAGCACCUACUCCUUUUCCUGAUCUUCUACAUCAUAUUAUGCCUGCUUCUUUAUCUGCUCAUUAUGCAAUGGAAGCUUUUAAGUUUUCGAAAAGACGUAAAAGUGACUCCGAAACGCGUGCUCUUCGUGAUCGCACACCCAGAUGAUGAGUGCAUGUUCUUCGGGCCGACGGUACUCAACUUCACACGCAGACCCGGCUGUUUAGUAUACCUGAUGUGUCUUUCAACUGGCAAAAAUUAUGGAAUGGGUACCAUUAGGAAGAGAGAACUGUAUGCAGCUUGCAAGGUGCUGGGGAUCAAAGAGGAAUGCAUCAUAGUACAAAAUCACUCCUAUUUACCAGACUCCAUGAGUGUCAAAUGGCCUGCAGAGAUAGCAGCUCAGUUAAUCCUCCACCAAGUCGCCCUUUAUGACAUAGACACUUUAAUCACCUUUGAUAAACAUGGAAUCAGCAGGCAUUUGAACCACUGCAGUUUAUACUUUGCUGUGGCACAUCUAAGUACAACUAAGCAAUUACCCAAUAGUUGUAACGUUUAUGUACUUGAAUCAGUAAAUAUAGUUAGGAAAUAUUGGUUAUUAUUAGAUAUUCCAAUAAGUUACAUAUUAUCCAGGAUAAGGUAUAUUGCUACCAAUACCGAUAGGUGUUUGCUGAAGAGGGCGAUGCAGCAGCACCAAUCGCAAUACGUGUGGUUUCGAAAGCUCUUUCUGCGGUUUUCCCGGUACCAAAUGAUUAACACGCUACAGAAGAUGGACAGACAAGACAUCGAGUUGGAUUUAGAACUCGACGAUGAUUGAUUGAACAUUUUCCCACUCGAAAUAAAGAAGGCUUCGAGGAGGUUUUCUACGCGGGGGCUUCAGUGCAAUAGUUUUUUAUCCUUAAGUAAAGAUAUCUUAAUUUUUAAACAGGAUAUUAAUAAUAUUUGAUACGGAAACUUUUUACUGCUUCCUUAUAUACUAAAAAAAACGAACAGCUUUCAAUGCAGGGUUGUCUUUUUAUUGAUUAUAUUACAAAUAAUGCUCAUUCUUACGUUCUUAUAUAUUCAUCUAUUUAUUUCUUUAGGUGUAAAAGACAACAAAUCAAAAUUGUUUAGUUUUUUGGCCAAAGCUAUUAUGUAAGAAUUCUUUGUAGAACAAAUUACGUAUUAGAUUUUAAAUGAGUUCUCGUAGUCAUGUAUUUUCACGACUCCACCGACGAAAAUUGUAUUCAUUUCAAAUACAUUUUCGAACGCUCGAGUUUAUUGAACGUAACACCAAGUCAUAGGAAUUUAAGAUGGAAUCGACAUGUGUUUAAAGGCUUUACGUUUUGUGGCAUGCCCUGUAUAUAUGUAAAAUCUUGAGAAUAGAUUAUUUUUCAACGGCAAUUUGAUAUUACGACUAUUUAUUUAUUCGUUUCUUAAGAAAUAUGA
Messenger RNA from Nicrophorus vespilloides, 1704 nucleotides. RefSeq names its product N-acetylglucosaminyl-phosphatidylinositol de-N-acetylase (gene PIG-L). NCBI's taxonomy places the organism in Eukaryota, Metazoa, Arthropoda, Insecta, Coleoptera, Silphidae. Gene Ontology annotation, molecular function: N-acetylglucosaminylphosphatidylinositol deacetylase activity. Gene Ontology annotation, cellular component: endoplasmic reticulum. The record is from RefSeq and is a predicted model, not a curated record. Gene Ontology annotation, biological process: GPI anchor biosynthetic process. The transcript is spliced from 4 exons. The coding region runs from base 200 to 1093 and encodes 297 amino acids.